UGGGAGGCGCGUGACGGGGAACAUGAGCGGCACGCGGAGUCCCGGAGAAGCCGGCGGGGUGACCGUCACGGCACGGAGAGUCCAGCGGCUGCACCGGUGAUGUUUAACGGCGGUUUGCGGUCCGAGGUUUAGCAUCGCGGUGCGUAAAGACCGCGCGCGCGGCUAUCAUGAGCGUCGCGCUGAAGAGCUGGAGGGCCAAUGAAGGACCCAAACACUUGAUCAUGAUGUUUUGGAUUGCAGUCAAUGUCUUCCUGUUCUGGAGAACAUUCAUGUUGUACUUCAGCGGAGCGCAGUAUUAUUAUCUGCACAAGAUGCUGGGGCUGGGCCUCUGCAUCAGUCGAGCAUCGGCCUCCGUUCUAAACUUUAACUGCAGUCUGGUACUGCUGCCGAUGUGCCGAUCACUGCUUACCUUCCUCCGAGGAUCACAGCGGGUGAUGGGUAGAUGUGUUCGUCGGCUGCUGGAUAAGAGUAAGACGUUUCAUGUGGCGUGUGGAGUCACUAUAUGCGUCUUCUCAGUGGUUCAUGUGAGCGCUCACCUCGUGAACAUGGUCAGUUUCUCUGUGAGAUAUUCAGAGGAUUUCCCUGCGCUCAAUGUCGCUCAGUAUCGAGGACAGGAUCCCAGAAUUCUCAUCAUAAGCACAGUUCCUGGAGUUACUGGCGUUCUGUUGGUGCUGGUGUUGUUUCUGAUGUUUACAGCGUCGUCUUAUUGUAUUAGAGUCUCAAGUUACGAGAUUUUCUGGUACACUCACAACCUCUUCAUCGUGUUCUACAUUAUUCUGAUGCUCCACGUAGCAGGGGGGGCUUUAAAGUAUCAGUCAAACGUGGAGGCCCACCCACCCGGCUGCACACACAACAAUCUCAGUUCAUGGACCAAUCACAAAGCAGCAAGAGAGAAGGGGGCGGAGUUUUCAGGUGCACCACAAACAGUUUGUCAAGAAGAGGCUCAUUUUCAACCCCAUUUUCCUCAGACGUGGUUGUGGGUCUCAGCUCCUCUCUGCCUGUACUGUGCCGAGUGGUUGUAUCGUUUCAUAAGAAGCAGCACUGCUCCUGUUACCAUAGUUUCUGUCGUUAGUCAUCCAUGUGAUGUGGUAGAAUUGCGCAUGCUGAUGAGCGGCUUUAAGCCCCGCCCUGGACAGUACAUCCUGCUGAACUGCCCGAGUGUGUCGUCAUUUGAAAACCAUCCCUUUACUCUUACCACAUGUCCAACAGGGAAGAAUGAAACAUUUGGUGUUCAUCUCAGAGUGCUGGGAGACUGGACCUUGAGAUUUUCUCAGCUGCUGCUUCAAAAGUCGAACAGCUCUGAGAUUCUUCCCAUGAUGCAACAGAGGAGAUACCCCACCUGUGGCGGGACAAUCGACCAGAUUAUCUGAAUGUUCAGCUCUACCUCAGUAACACUCGGGGAUUACAGAGCAUCGGUGAGGAGCGUUACCGUUUUUUGAGCUCCAGGCUUAGGAUUGGUCGGCCAAAAUGGAAGCUCAUGUUCCAGGA
Messenger RNA from Sinocyclocheilus grahami, 1488 nucleotides. RefSeq names its product NADPH oxidase 4. Gene Ontology annotation, cellular component: plasma membrane; NADPH oxidase complex. The transcript has 15 exons. Lineage: Eukaryota; Metazoa; Chordata; Actinopteri; Cypriniformes; Cyprinidae. Gene Ontology annotation, molecular function: superoxide-generating NAD(P)H oxidase activity. Gene Ontology annotation, biological process: superoxide anion generation; defense response. The coding region runs from base 168 to 1370 and encodes 400 amino acids. The record is from RefSeq and is a predicted model, not a curated record.